AUGCCACAACACACCAUCCAAAUCAUCCUCCUCAUCGCCCUCCAAAGCGCGCUAAUAUCCUGCUUCCCUACAAACUUUAAUAUCAUCUCCCACAACGACCCCACCACCCUCCAACUCGCAUCCAGAGAAGUCAUCACGCCCGAAACACCGAAUCACAUCAGUGUCCCGUUUAUUAUCGCUGCUGCGCUGGUCAUUAUAGCGGCGUUAGCUGUUCUUGGUAUUGCGUUCCUAUGUGUGAGGGCGAGGGUUCUGAAGGGGCUUGAGAGGAAGGGUGUGCGAUAA
This is a messenger RNA of Glarea lozoyensis ATCC 20868, 282 nucleotides long. RefSeq lists its product as uncharacterized. The record is from RefSeq and is a predicted model, not a curated record. NCBI's taxonomy places the organism in Eukaryota, Fungi, Ascomycota, Leotiomycetes, Helotiales, Helotiaceae. The transcript has a single exon. Bases 1 to 282 code for a protein of 93 amino acids.